Molecule: messenger RNA, 3002 nt
Organism: Rhipicephalus microplus (southern cattle tick)
Lineage: Eukaryota; Metazoa; Arthropoda; Arachnida; Ixodida; Ixodidae
Source: RefSeq, a predicted model, not a curated record
AUGUGGCCAAGCCUGCUGAGCCUGGCCUUCGGCCUGGCCUACGUGUGCAGCCGGACCCCUUCCACGCAUGCGCAGAGGUUCCGAUCUCCGUGGUUACAUGACGUGGAGCAUCUGGAGGCCCAGGCCAGCUACCGGACGGCACACCUGCGUUGGCAGUACCGGCACCUCCCGCAACCACAAGCGUUCAGGGUGCAGACAUGCGAACUGCUGCCAUGGCUGCCCAAGACGGGACCCCGUUGUCGCGUCCGGCGGCUGAGCCUGCGAGAACCUCAGACAGUUUACGACACCGAUGGCACGCCGCGCAGCCUGGAUCUACUACGAAAGUCGUCCAAGUCUGGCUACGAAGCGCUCAUAGGAGAUCUUCGAUUGCUGACAAACUACAGCGUGGCCGUGGAGCCUGACUUCUCGAGUGACUCGGACGCAAAUGCCAUACUGUAUGGUUCGGGACAGAUUCCGGCUGACGCUGCCGGCGAAGGAAGACCGGCGCUUCCAGAUGUCUCUGCGCGGGCGGAGCGAUGCCUGGCGAACGCUUCCCGCGUGGUGGUCAGCACGGGUCCCUUCUUCGGCGGCAAGAUCGCCGUGGAAGACAGCAACGACGACGCCUGCCUAGUGUACGGCGACCCCAACUCGCCUCAAGACGCCUACACACUGGACAUCGACCACAAGCGCUGCGGAAGCCGACUGGUGAACGGGUCCAAGAUGGAGACGAACAUCAUCGUCCACGAAAACCGAGACAUAAUCACGCACAACACGCGCCGCUACUUGGUCGUCUGCAGUUUCCUGCCCGACACUUACACAAUCACGGCCUCGGUGAACCUUCCCCUGGUUCGUGGCAAGAAGAAGAGCAGCGUGGCGACGCACACCAAAGUGCCGGGCGGACUGCUGCUGGCGAACGCGCGGCUCGAGACGAGCACCGAGCAGAACGAGGUGUUCACCUACCAGCGUUACAAGGACAGCAACGUGCGCGACUCGCGCAUCGCAGCCGAGCAACGAAGCAGCACCACGCUCGACAGUGACGCCGACGGAACCCAUGUCACGGGCAGUAUGGCUCUGGCUCUCCUGCUGGCAACCACGGGACUCGUCGGAUGUUGCGCUGCGCUCGCCUGGUACGCGGCCACGGGCUUCACGCAGCGCCACAGAAAGGCAGACAGUCAUUCACCACCUUCCCAUGACAGCGACCCCACCACCGACGAGCCCAGCCCUCCCAGCACCACCGACACAACCUCAGUGGAUGCCAGUGAUCUGGAGAAAGAACAGAAAAUAGACGUCGACGGUCGAGACGAACAGCUUGAGGAGGGCGAGUCGUGUGUGGUCAACUUCAUUACCAUCGAAGGCAAACCAGUCGCGCUGCUACCGGACUCUACAGCGAGCGAAGUGUGACGACACGCGCGUUUCCGUGCACAGUUCAGCUACGUCACCAGCGCCUUUGCCCUCCGGAUGUCAUCGAAUGUCGCCCGCGCACGCACAAUGUGUAACGCGCGAGGAGGCGACUGAUACAUUUCCUCAUCAGCACAUGGCAGCAGUUCCGGUGUCGAGAAGCAUGACACCGGUUGCCUCACUUUAUCCCGCCACUAUUGAUUGUCCUUACCAUUUGACGAGAACUGACAAGUUAUCAUCGUGCCGUAAUACCAUGCGCCUGUUGUUGAUGCGCUAUAGAGAAUGCGUCAUUUUAUAGAUGCAGAAGAACACGACCAUACAUUUCAGUGGCCUUUAAGCUGAAGAGCUCAACGUUGCUGUAAUCGACGUUGUGGUAACUCCUGGUGCAAUAGUAGAAGCUUGCUAGCGCAACACAGUUUAUGAACUCACCAGCGUUUAUUCGAAAUUGUAGUGAUCAAGGAGUAAACUCUACAGGUUCAUCGAACGUAGAACUCGCCUUGCUAAUGUGGAAUGUGUGCGUAAGGAGUAGGCAACUUUGUGCUAGUGUUUGUUUGUGCAGAUGUGCUUGGUGUCAGCUUUACUCACAGUUGAAAAAGUUGAGAAGUGUGCUCAUGAACCUUGUUUGAUGAUGAGGAGCUUUGAAGUAUUUUCUUCAACUGUGGUAUAACCGGCACCGUUAUAUGGGCUUGCACUUUUGCUCAUGACACAUUACUUUUAAACGUGCCCGCUACUACUAGCACAUGUCGAAUAGAUGUCGACGAUGAAUUGGCCGCAGUACUUUUUCCGCUAGGUAAUAAUUCAUAUCUGCUAAUUUCUAUACUGUGACUGCUUUCGGAGAAUGCGUUCAACAGUACACAAUAGGUAAUUUGCUUCGUUUGCCUCACAACUAAGUGACACAUCACCACAUCCAAUAAUACUUAUGGCGUCAUCCAUUGGCGGUUUCGGAGUGACCCACGAAAUCCACGCCGCAGCACUCCACUCUGACGGAGAGCAACAGAAGGGAAUCUACCAAUGGAACACACGCGCUACCCCUGGAGCAAAUGGCAGGGUCAAAGUGUAACGCGAUGCGUGCGUCUCUCUUCUUGCUUGAGUGGGUACAGCGACGCCACGCUAGCGAAACAAGAGCUCUGACGCGAGGCGCAACUGACGCGACUGGCGUCCGUUGGUGCGCCCCAAGUUGGCUCCGUUUGAAGAGGUUUCAAGGCACGGGGCGAUUGCGACUUCCGGUCGAAUCCGCCAAUUUUUUCGGAGUAGAAAAAGUUGCUCCGUGGAGUGAAUCACGCGAUGGAGAUGCUCCAGAUCUGUCAAUAAAACAUACAGGGAGCACUCUGAACCUGCCAAUGGAAGAGACUUGCUCCGCAUGGAGCAGCAGAAAGUGUUACUGGAAGUGCUCCGAAUCUGCCAAUGGAUGACACCACCAGCUAUAAAACCUUUCGCUAUUUACAAACACAGGCCCUUGAUGGCAUCCGAUUUAGUCCACCGAUGUGCCUUAACAGCAUGGGUGGGCAAGAAGAGCUUUAGAAAAUAGCCCGCUCAUUUUCUACUUUCCUUCCCUUAUUUGGCAAAAUAUAUUCGAAUAAUUGUUCUUUUCAGCUACAUAAAAACGGUAAGAAAUUCCUUUGAAA